This is a messenger RNA of Conger conger (European conger), 3062 nucleotides long. RefSeq names its product syntaxin-10 (gene stx10). The record is from RefSeq and is a predicted model, not a curated record. Gene Ontology annotation, cellular component: membrane. Gene Ontology annotation, biological process: Golgi vesicle transport. NCBI's taxonomy places the organism in Eukaryota, Metazoa, Chordata, Actinopteri, Anguilliformes, Congridae. The coding region runs from base 89 to 823 and encodes 244 amino acids. The transcript has 8 exons.
CACCAUCACGUGACAAGGGCACUGACAGCGAAGAGGCGGUGCCUGGCACAGUUACGCUCGUUUUGGGUCCUGAAGGGAAGAUUUCAACAUGUCGCUGGAGGACCCGUUCUUCGUCGUUAAGGGGGAGGUGCAGAAGGCCCUGUCCCGGGCGCGGGGCCUGAUGGAGCGCUGGGAGGAGCUCCUGCAGGAGGGCACGCCCGUCAGCCGGGACGAGCUGGACUGGAGCACCAACGAGCUGCGCAACUGCCUGAGGGCCAUCGACUGGGACCUGGAGGACCUGCAGGAGACCAUCAGCAUCGUGGAGUCCAACCCUGGGAAGUUUCGCCUGGGGGAGAACGAGCUCCAGGAGCGGAAGGAGUUUGUGGAGAGGACGCGGCAGUCUGUCCAGGAGAUGAAGGAUCAGCUGUCCAGCCCCACAGCAGUGGCUCAGAGGGAGAAGAAAAACCGAGAGGCUCUCCUGGGGGCCACAGGGCCGGAGCGCUAUGACGUCCUGGAGCCCCACCUGGUCUCGGCCGACUCCAGCUACAUCCAAGAGCAGCAGCAGCUCAUCAUACAGGACCAGGACGAUCAGCUGGAGCUGGUGUCUGGGAGCAUCAGGGUGCUGAAGGACAUGUCCAGCCGGAUCGGGGAUGAGAUGGACGAGCAGGCUGUCAUGCUGGGGGAGUUUAAUGAGGAGAUGGAUCAGACUGGCUCCAGGAUGGACUCCGUGCUGAAGAAGAUGGAGAAGGUCUCUCACAUGACCAGCAGUCGGCGGCAGUGGUGUGCGAUUGGAGUCCUGGUGGUGGUCCUGAUUGUCGUUCUGAUCCUCAUCUUUGCACUUUGACCUUUGACCUCCGAGCUCCUCCAUUUCCUACUCCUGGUUAGGAAUCGGGCGUUGGGAAACGACGGAUGGAUGUAAGAAUGGAUGGAUUGAUGCACAGGCAGGGAAGAAGGGAACGCCCCUUCCUCUCUUCCUCCCUCUCUUUAGCACAACGAGGGCAGCCCCGACCAGAACGCACACUUUUCACUCUGCUUUUGGGCUGGGCUGACAUCAUCGUGACAUCAUCAUUCAUUGGCGCCCACAAGACAUAUUCAAAUCAAACAGUGGUGGGACAUCACUGUUCAAGGUCGACAAGAUAAUUUUUUUGUAAGACGAGAGUUCAAUUGUUGAUUUUAUUUGGUUGAAUACGGUACUUGUAUCACGGUAGAUGUUCACAGCAAACUGAAAGCUGUGUUAACUGUUGUCUUAUUCUAUUUUUGUACCUGUUUGCUCCCGGUAUUUUAUGAAAAAAAAAAAAGGAUGUGUUUUCAGAUGAAGCCAGCAGAAGCAAUUGUAUUAACCACGGAAGCUAAACGCAGUAUCUAAUCAGAAAUAUAGAGCACAACGCCUCCUUUUCAGUGUUCUUCGUUUAUAUUGCCACUGCUGCCCCCUGGUGGGCGAACAAACACAGCGCGGAGCAUUUUGUACAGUGUUCCGUUCAUUUUGUUGCUUUGAUUCACUGGCUUCCAUUUUAUGAACUUUUGACGGUGGGUGGAUAAGUAUCCCGGCGCGGUUAUCGAUGGGAGGAGGCCGUUUCCGUGAUAUUUCUAUCUCCGCUGUGGGGCAUUCUGCUCCCAUGAAGUGGCAUGUGGCCUGGCUGUUCGUUCCACAAACCCACUCCUCUGUUUUAGGAAACAAUGGCUCUAAUACUGGUUCCUGUAAAAGCCCCUUGCCGCAGCACUGAACUUUGACCUGGUGCCCCCGCGCUCGUAGCUGCCUCACGGCCCAUUACAUUACGUUACACUCCACUGUACAAUGCCUUAAUGUCAACUUCGUCACCACGUCUUCUCCAUUGUGGGGAAAAAAACGACUCGGUGCAACAUAUUCCCCAUUUCUGGCGAUUUGCUAUGCCUUACGACCACCACCCUCGUUACAACUGGUCAUGACUUGUUUUUGUGUUAUCACACAACAUAUAAAAGGAUUUCAUAAUGGAGGUGUGUAUCUUGUAUACUUUGUAUAUUGUAUCUUGACCCCGUUAAGUUGCAUUAGUUCCGAUUUGUCUACAUAUGAGCUAUAUUUAAAGCUCCGUUAUAGUUCAGACUUUUUUCAAUUUUACUUUAUCAUCACUGGCGAGGCCUGAUUGAUUUCCUUUCAGUCAUAAUAUAAACAGGUGGUAUAUAUAUUGGAUGAAAUGGGCUACCCGCCAUUUCCUGUAUGGUCAAAUAUCAUUUAGGCUAAAUGAUGCCAUCAUUUUGUGUUUGUGUUUUCUUGUUUCAUUUUCGCUAAACUUUAGAAUUGUGAUUAAUGUUACCCGGGAGGUAUCCUCAGUAGGUGUGUGGGCAUAAAGAGCACGCCGUCGGUACUUCUGUGAAGAUGGAGGCAUCUUCUUCGCGCUUCCUUGAACAUCGUGACAGGAAAAUAUACUUGUGUGGACACUGUAGAUACAAUCGUUUUUCUUUUCUUUUUUAAAUCGGUGUAUCGGUGCUUACCUCCAGCGUUUGGUUACACCUGACCGUCGCACGUUUCAGUAAGCUACACAACUGAAGGCCCGUCCUUGCAACGGUACAAAAGUAGUUUUGAUCGGAAUGACUGGUUGGUUUGUAGCUUCGGGGAUGAAACCAACAAAAGUCCAAGAUCGUUGGGUUUGUUUCGCGCGCUAUUUUUUAAAUCUGCAGGCGCAUGAAUGCAACUGCUUAGAUGGAGUUUCCCAUAUCCUUAUGCUGGUGUAAGCCAUCUGUUUUUUUCUCUCUUGACAAUACGCUCGCCUUGCCCGCAGCUGACGGCCAUUUCCUUCUUUGGUAUGGAAACAGCGAAGAUAUUGUCAGUCCUUUUUUUCCCUCAACCUUUCGCGUCCUUAAUUCCUCUUAGGUGGAGUCAUGGUUACUCACGACUGGCGUCUCUCUUGCCUCCCUCCGCCUCCGAAAUUAUUGUACAUGGUAAAAAAAAAAAAAAAACAGUACGAAAGUCGACUCACAUGUCAAUUGAAUUCAUUGUUUUUAUAUUGAUGCUCUAAAGCGUUUAUUCGAUUAAAUAUUUCCUCAUACUGUAAUUAUUGGAAAACUCAACAUGCUUAAUAUGCUCUUAAUAAAUGAUGUGCUUUUAA